This is a messenger RNA of Chrysoperla carnea, 1239 nucleotides long. Its product is annotated as uvrABC system protein B. The coding region runs from base 1 to 1239 and encodes 412 amino acids. The transcript has a single exon. NCBI's taxonomy places the organism in Eukaryota, Metazoa, Arthropoda, Insecta, Neuroptera, Chrysopidae. The record is from RefSeq and is a predicted model, not a curated record. Gene Ontology annotation, biological process: nucleotide-excision repair. Gene Ontology annotation, cellular component: excinuclease repair complex. Gene Ontology annotation, molecular function: DNA binding; protein binding; ATP hydrolysis activity.
AUGCCAAAAGAAACAGUAAAUAAAGCAAUAUCGGAAAUUGAAGAGGAAUUGCAAAAACGUAUUGCAUUCUUAAAAUCGCAAGACAAAUUACUGGAAACACAAAGGAUCAAUCAACGCACUCAAUACGAUCUUGAAAUGCUAACCGAAACAGGCAGCUGUAAAGGUGUAGAAAAUUACUCCCGCUUUUUCACAGGUCGUAAAGCUGGAGAGCCACCACCCACUUUAUUUGAAUAUCUCCCAAAAGAUGCUUUAUUAUUUGUUGAUGAAAGCCACGUAUCCGUACCGCAAAUUAGAGCUAUGUAUAACAGUGAUAGAGCAAGGAAAGAAGUGCUGGUAGAGCAUGGAUUUCGUCUACCGUCAGCUCUUGAUAACAGACCGCUAAAAUUUGAAGAAUGGGAUAAUUUUAGACCACAAACUGUUUUCGUAUCAGCAACGCCAUCAAUUUUUGAACUAAAUGAAACCGGCGGCGAAGUUGUAGAGCUAAUAAUUAGACCUACGGGGCCGCUUGAUCCAGAAUGUAUUAUUAAGCCUGCUACUAAUCAGGUUGAGGAUUUAGUAGGCGAAAUCCAAAGCACGAUUGCCAAAGGUUUCCGUGUGUUAGUUACAACUCUUACCAAAAAAAUGGCAGAAGAUUUAACUAAUUAUUUGCAGGAACUUAGAUAUAAAACCUCUUAUUUGCAUUCUAACGUUCAUACAUUAGAGCGUAUCGAAAUAUUAAGGGAUUUAAGGCAAGGAAUAAUCGAUAUUCUAGUCGGAAUUAACUUGCUGCGUGAGGGUUUAGACAUUCCCGAAUGCGGUUUAGUUGCCAUACUUGAUGCUGAUAAAGAAGGGUUUUUGCGUUCGGAAGUAUCGCUGAUACAAACGAUCGGUAGAGCUGCAAGAAAUAGCGAGGGAAGAGUUAUUCUCUAUGCCGAUAAAAUGACUAAGUCUAUCGACAAAGCUAUUAGCGAAACGAUGCGUAGACGGACGAUUCAGCAAGAACAUAACGAAAAAUACGGCAUAAUUCCAAAAACCAUCAACCGCACUAUUCAUGUUUUAGCAGAGCUUGAGCAAGUAGAUAGUAAGCUUGAUAAAAAACAAACGCAUAAUUUAUUUGAAAAUCCAGCUAAGCUAAAAGCUCAUAUUGAUAAACUAACAAAAGAAAAGCUUAAAGCUGCAAGCAACCUUGAAUUUGAACAAGCAGCAAAGCUUCGUGAUCAACUAAAAACUUUAGAAAAGGCAGCAUUAGAAUUGAGCUAA